UAAAGUUCAUCACACAAGAACGAGUUCUCAAGUUGACAGAUCCCUGUCCGCUCAUUUUUCUGGAAGCCGGACAGCAGGGAAGACCACAAAGGAAGACAGGAGGAUCCUCCACCGCUAUUUUGGUUCCUUUGCUGAUCCUCGGGAUCUAUUUCUUUGGGUAGGAUAGAGUACAACUAUGGUCGCGUUCACCUCAACCACAACUACUAUCUUGGUUCCUUUGCAGCUGGUCGGGAUCUAUUUGGGCGGUAGAACAGUCAGCAGUGCUGUUGUACAACUAUCAUGUACGAGGACCCAGCACAACUUGAGUAGAGCCAGAACUGCUGGUAGCAGUUCUAUACAAGCACUAGCACUACGACUACAAGCAACAUGCAAUACCCGCAGGAGCACAUGA
Amoebophrya sp. A120 is the source of this 391-nucleotide messenger RNA. Lineage: Eukaryota; Dinophyceae; Syndiniales; Amoebophryaceae. The record is from the annotation of a GenBank genome assembly.